Molecule: messenger RNA, 1663 nt
Organism: Heterotrigona itama
Lineage: Eukaryota; Metazoa; Arthropoda; Insecta; Hymenoptera; Apidae
Source: the annotation of a GenBank genome assembly
CGGCGCUGAAUUGAAUUUGGUUUACAAGCACUGGGCAAGUGACCGUUAUUUUCCAGCGUUUAAUAAAUUACAUCUGUUUCUCGUUGUUUUCAACUUUUCUUUUUUCAUGAACGGUUAUUUUUUCGCAGCCGAUCGGCCGCAGAGCAAGACGCAUUGAAUGUAAAACGAUAUUAUGUUGUAGUAUUUUUGCGUUGAUUUUAGAAAUGACAACCUCUUAUACACUAGAAGAGAUCUUGGAAAGACAAUGUGAAAAGUUGCGGGAUCUUGAGGCUGCGACGAUUUUUAUCAAAAGUAAAGAUGCAAUGAAAGAGGAGUUUCUUAAAAUGCGCACAGCAGUGUCGCAAAUGUGCAAUGGCAUAGAAAACAUAAGGCAGACAUUGAACGAAAUGACUAAGCAAAAUAACCAGUGUAGAGAGUUAUUAUCACUCAUCGAAGCUCUGGACAAAAGAAUCAUCCAUAUGGAAAGGAAUAUUCCAUCCGAGUUGAUUCAUGAUUAUCACAAAACCAGGAGUUCCUUGGUAUCGAAUGUUACCUCGGAAUUCAUGCAAGAAUCGCAUGCACUGAUAGAUGAAAACAGAACAGAAAAACGGGGGGAGACACCAGUGAGAGACUGUAAAAAGGUAUUGUUCAACGAGCCUGAAGUUUGUCCCGCGAUACCUCUGAUAGAUCAAGAUGAAUUCAGUAAAAUACCAAAGUACAUUAUUGGACGGCAAUCUUUGGAAACUGUUAACAAUUUUAUAAAUACCAUCAAUCAAAUAUUGAGGACGAAAUAUACAUUUUUGUCACUGGGGAAAGCUCAUGCUAGGAAACAGGGCGAGUUGAAUCUUUAUUUACAUUUUAAAAAGCAAGAAAUGGACAUUUGCAAUGACAAUGAAUAUAUAUACUUUUUCACUGGCAAAGAUUACGAAAGACAAGUGAAAUCCAAAUUAGACAAGCUGAAAUUAAAUCUAAUAACGGUUCUACGACAUUGCAAACGAUUGCGGGAGCAUAGAAUAAAAAACGAUGUGCGAUAUGUAAUAUUAGCAAAAAAAUAAUCAAGUUAUAAUAAUAAAAACAUAGCAAAUGAAUAUUCUAUUGUACAGAGAGAAGGUAAAAAUGUAAUUUAACAAUUACGUGUUAUUUUUAUAAGUUAUAUGCUAUAUAAUAUAUGAAUGAUAAUUUUGUAUUAUUGUAAAAUAUAUUUUUUACUAUUUUACAUUUAGUAAUUACUCUGUCUUAUUCAUCGUAAAAAUAACCGAGAAAUAAAUGUUGAAACAAUAAACGUUUCCAAUGUUCGUUAACUCCGAAACUUUUUUGAGAUUAGUUUUUGUUUUGGUUGUCGUGACAGCGUGUUUAUCGAGAACGCUCAAUUUAUGAAGAUUGAUCUCUUCGUCGAAUUGUUUUGACGACACGAAGACUCAAGUUUAGUUUGCCAUGAAAGAAUUUUUCCCUUUUCAUUUCCAAGGAACGAGGUAAUCUGCUCUGGAAUAAUUUCGAUCGUACUCUACACUUGUGGGUACAAGAUACAUCGAAACUAUCAUUUUUUUUUUUUAAUUAUUUCACAGUUAUCUCAUUGCGGGGCAGUAAUUUUGAUUAACAAUUUUAAUUAAUCACAUGCACAUAAAUGUUCGAUAAUUUAAUUUUAAAAAUAUAUUUAAAAAAAAAGAAAUACACGACUGAAUAA